AUGGGUGAUAGAGUGAAAGCGUUAAGAAGAGAAAACGAUGAUUUAAAGAGACAACUGAAUGAGCUGAAGAAGGAAUUUCAGUCUAUCAAGUCCAAGAUGGCGGAACAGAAGGAUUGCCACGAAGCGGCAGCUGCCGCUUUACCUAACACACAGGAUGUCCAAUUCCUCAGCGACAGCUACGAUGCCCUUGUUAAGUCAGAAUCGAGCUUGUCAAAAGCACUAGAAAAUUUUUCUCGUAGGUUGGAUUUAUUGACAGUUAACGUUGACAGAAUUGACAAAGCUAUCGACGAGAUGCUCUACUACAGUUACCAAUAUAACUUGAAGAUCGUGGGCGUUCCACUUAUCUCAGAAAGCGAAUCUGCACAAGACACCGCGGAGUUGUGUGUGAAGCUAUUUUCUGGCCUUGGAGUCGAUGUCUCCUUAUCAGAGAUCGACAUGGCCCACAGGGUUCCACAGCGAGAUACUUCAACCGGUAAUGGCAACCGAAGACAACCGAACCCGAUAAUUUGCAAAUUCACUAGAAGGAUGACACGAAACACAGUGCUGGCGUCAAGAGGUAACGCCAGUCGACUAACUACCGAGGACCUGGAUCUCCCGUCCACUGCUGAAAUUAAUCCGAUUGCAAUUUACAGCCACCUCACGCCGAGACUACAAGAGCUGUUACAUUCAGCGAAGGCGCACCAAGACACAUACAACUACAAAUGGUGCUGGGCAAAUGGCGCAGCAAUCUUCCUACGCAAAACGGAUUCUUCUAUGACGAUUCGUCUGAGGUCGACUGACGACUUAACUAAGUUAAGACUGCGUGAACGCCCUGAAGCUCGAUCGGAGGAUCCUUGCAGCUAAGUGAAAACUACUAUUAUGUUUUAUCACUGAUAUUACUAUGAAAGGCAGGAACAAAAUUGCAAUGAAAUCUAUUAGAUCUACAUUGAAGGUUUUACCGUAUUAUAGUUGUUCAAUUUGGCAGAAAUUCAUGGCCAGUUUAAUAAUUCAGUAUCGACCACAUUUAAAACUAAAAAGGAAUUAGACAAGCUUACUAACCCCGCUAAUUACUCCCCUAACAGAAUAACUAGUCGAUAUUUCUCCCCCCAUAGUUUUAAGGAAAUGAAAACGAAGUUUUCAAAAGAUGAGACUAUCUCUAGCUUUUCUGUUUUUCAUAACAACGUAGUCAGCCUUAAUCGGAACCUGGAGAAUCUUCAAACGCAACUUUUGCAUGAAGUAGAUUUUCAUUUUAAUGUCAUCGGAGUUACUGAAACAAAAAUCGCUAAUGCUAAUUUACAAAUGUGCACAGCACAUAUACCUGGCUACGUAUUUGAAUAUGUUCCAAUACCUCUGGCGUCUGGGGGAGUAGGAAUGUUUAUUGAUGAAUCGCUUGAUUAUCGUAUUUUAGAAAAGACCUCUAAUGAAGUUUUUCAGGUAUUGUGGAAUGAGUUCUCCUUUGUGAAUAAGAAAAAU
This is a messenger RNA of Porites lobata, 1452 nucleotides long. The record is from the annotation of a GenBank genome assembly. Lineage: Eukaryota; Metazoa; Cnidaria; Anthozoa; Scleractinia; Poritidae.